CGGACGGUAGCGGAAGUGCUUUGAAAGCUUGUAGAAGGGACAAGGAGUCGACUGAGUAAAGUAACUGCUGGCUCAGUGGUAUCACGACCACCCUUCUCCCAUAACUUUCUUCAUUUCCAGCAGCGUACUGACUGAUCCACUCGUUGGAAAGAAAUGGAUUUAGAAAAAGAAGUGAAAAAGAUGACCCUGGGACAUGAACAAGGUGCAGGAGCCCCUUGCCUGAAGUGCAAGGAUAAAUGUGAAGGAUUUGAGCUCCAUUUUUGGAGAAAGAUCUGCCGCAAUUGUAAGUGUGGUCAAGAAGAACAUGAUGUCCUUUCCAGCACUGAAGAAGACAAGAAAGUAGGCAAACUCUUUGAAGAUACCAAGUACACGAGUCUCAUCGCAAAACUUAAAACUGAUGGAGCCCCCGUCUACAAGCGUAACAUCGUGACACUUACUAAUCCAAUAGCUGCCAAGAAGGAUGCAUCCUUUAACACCAUCACCUAUGAGUGGGCCCCACCUGUCCAAAAUCAAGCAUUGGCUGUGCGGUAUAUGGAGUUGCUACCAAAGGAGAAGCAACCAGUGGCUGGCUCGGAAGGAGCUCAGUAUCGCAAGAAGCAGUUGGUUAAGCAGCUGCCUGCUCAUGAUCAAGACCCUGCAAAGUGCCACGAGCUGUCUGCUAAUGAGGUGAAACAGAUGGAGCAGUUUGUGAAGAAAUACAAGAAUGAGGCUCUUGGGGUUGGUGAUGUCAAACUCCCGGAUGAAUUGGAGGCACAAUCUAAAGAACCAAACAAAAAUGAUGCUGGUGAGAGGAGUACAACAGUUGCUGUUGGAUCAGUGGCUGGGCAACCGGAUGCAAAAUAUGCGUGCUUCCGAUGCAAGUUGAACAUGAAGAAGGGAGACCCAGCAGUGUUUGCAGAGCGUGCUGGCUACGACAAGCUGUGGCACCCUGCUUGCUUUGUCUGCUGCAUCUGUAGCGAGCUGCUCGUGGAUAUGAUCUACUUUUGGAAGAAGGGCAAACUGUACUGUGGCCGUCACUAUUGUGACACCGAGAAACCACGGUGUGCUGGCUGUGAUGAGAUGAUAUUCAGCAAUGAAUAUACCCAGGCUGAAGGCCAGAACUGGCACUUGAAGCACUUCUGCUGCUUUGAGUGUGACUGUGUCCUUGCAGGAGAGAUUUAUGUGAUGGUGAACAUCAAACCUGUCUGCAAACCUUGCUACGUGAAGUUUCAUGCCGUGGUGUGCCAGGGCUGUCAUAAUGUCAUUGAUCCAGAGGCUCAGCGUGUUACAUAUGGGAACUACAACUGGCACGCCACCUCCGAAUGUUUCCUGUGCUCCUGCUGUGGUAAAUGCCUGAUCGGCGAGAAAUUCAUGCCAGUGGAAGGAAUGUUGCUCUGUUCAGUGGAGUGCAAGAAGAAGUUGAUGUCUUAAAAGAAGAGGCAAGAUUAACGGCAGCUAAAUUAAAUGUUGGGUGCAUGGUUAGUUUGUAUACUAUACAUUCUACUACCGAUGGAUUGUGUAUUGAGCAAUUACUCUCUGAUUGCAAAUAAUAAUAAUAAUGUGUUAGUGAAUAGAGCAUGUUGCAUGAUUGUGACCAAGGAACUUGUUACUGUACGCGUAUGUUAGUGAAGCUGCCUCUUACCGAUAACGCAUUUAUACUUCAUAUAAAACAUCUGCAUGUUCUGAAGAUCUGUUUGAAA
This is a messenger RNA of Leucoraja erinaceus (little skate), 1679 nucleotides long. RefSeq names its product testis derived transcript (3 LIM domains) (gene tes). Gene Ontology annotation, molecular function: zinc ion binding. The record is from RefSeq and is a predicted model, not a curated record. Bases 154 to 1410 code for a protein of 418 amino acids. The transcript is spliced from 7 exons. Lineage: Eukaryota; Metazoa; Chordata; Chondrichthyes; Rajiformes; Rajidae.